Molecule: messenger RNA, 826 nt
Organism: Arabidopsis arenosa
Lineage: Eukaryota; Viridiplantae; Streptophyta; Magnoliopsida; Brassicales; Brassicaceae
Source: the annotation of a GenBank genome assembly
GAAGUGUGUGUUUUGUUGAUAAACUCGAGUGUGGGUGAUCGAAGAUCGAAGGGAGUUCCAAGGUUUUGAUCUCAUGGAGGGAGAAGAGAGUUUGUUGGAUGCUAUUAAUGAAGAAGACGGAUUUGAAAACAUGGAGGAUGUUGACAUGGUUGAUGUUGAAGAAGGGGAGAUUGUUGUGGAUCAUGGCUUAGAUUCUGGAGAGAGACAAAAUGUUGAUGGUGAUGGUGAUGGAGUCAAAGAUCAAGAAGGGAUUUUGGGUGAGAAGAAUGGACAGCAGCAGCCAAACAAGAACAAGAACAAGAAGAAAAAGAAGAAAAAGAGAAAAGGCCCUGUGAUGGACAAACCCAUGAGUGUAGACUGGUUUGUUAGGGAUACUUGUAGACGCCUCAAGGAAAAGAAGUCUUACAUGGUAUACACAGCUGUUGGGUGUCUUGGAAUUGCUGCCUUAAGUGAUCUUGUCAAUGAGGUGGUAGCAAUUGAGACCUGUGGAGGUCAGUUGACUGCUGAUGGCAAUAGGAAACGGUCAAGUGGUGGUGUAUUGUGGAACAUCAUCAAAGCGAGACAGCCUGCAGCUCAUAGAGAGAUAAUGAAAAAGACCAAGGAGUUUGAGAAACAAUUUAGGCAACCAAACACGAGACCGAAAUCAGGGCCUUCUGGAAAUGCAUCCGCUGAUGAAGCUCUGGUAGCUGAGCAGACUGAAUCCAAACCGGAAAAGGAAAGGAAAUCUGUUCAUGAGAGGAUCAGGGCACCUGUUUCAUAUGAUGACCUUAUCAGAGAUUAACCUUUGGAUGCUUCACUAGCUCAUUUAUAAACUGUUUGCCUUAAG